Molecule: messenger RNA, 1322 nt
Organism: Mytilus californianus (California mussel)
Lineage: Eukaryota; Metazoa; Mollusca; Bivalvia; Mytilida; Mytilidae
Product: contactin-1-like
Exons: 6
Coding region: 76-798 (240 amino acids)
Biological process (GO): cell-cell adhesion
Cellular component (GO): cell-cell junction
Molecular function (GO): cell adhesion molecule binding
Source: RefSeq, a predicted model, not a curated record
AUAACAACAAAAAGUAAGUAUUUAUAUAGAAAAGUUGGAGAUGUCUGUCUCAGAUAAUGUGAGCAACGAUUAUUAAUGAUGUGGACUGUUUUAAGUUUGUUGUCUUUCUUUACGGCUUGCCAUGCAGCUUCAUGGCAAAUAACGCCAUUUAACACAUCGGCUGUCCUAGGAGAAAAUGGUACAUUGGCAUGCAUAGUGACUGUAGCUAACGGAGAAAAUGUACAGUGGAAGAAAGUGGUAGGCAGUUCAGUUACAGCUUUAACUCUAGAUACUACCAUUCUAGCGAGUGACAAGAGCAAGUAUGCUGUGACUGGAACGUAUAACUUAACGGUAGUUAAUGUACAGACUUCAGACGAAGGACUCUAUCAGUGUGUUAUCGGAGCUACUACAAAUCAAGCUUCCUUACAAGCCGUGGUUUUGCCAACUAACGUGUCCACCUACUGGGAGACAUCCCCAUCCAUUGGGAACAUCGUCAACAUCACUUGCCGGGCAACAUAUGGCAAACCUCCUCCAUAUCUGAGGAUUUACAAAGAUAACAUUGACAUAACACAUCUAGCAUAUUAUUACACAGAAAACACCAGAUCUAGUGGAUACGGAGAUGCUGUCGCCAGUGCCGCUUUGACAUUGACCUCACUUGAUGUCAACAAAGACAUACGUUGUGAAGUAGAAUAUGACGGUCUUUAUAAUGUCAUGAACUACACUAUGAACACAAAUCUCAAUGGUGGAUCAUCCAUAAAAGUACAUGGUCUGGCCUCUGUGAUAAUGUUUAUGAUGGUGGCAAUUAUUCAGGCUAUGUAAACUCAAAACAUUGAUGUGACAUCUGCGAUGGUUCCACGUACAAUUGAACACUAUCUGCGUGACGUUGAUUAUCACUGAACUUUGUGUGUGUAUAAUAUUACUAAGAAAUAGAAAUUUGUGAAAUUGAAUUAUUCAGUUACUCUCUGAUUCAAAUAACGAAGCUAUUGUAUUUGAUUCCACAACUCGAAGUCCUCUGAUACUACAUUUCAAUUGUCUUCCACACAGAAUUUUGAUACUUAAUAUGGUUGGUAAAGGAUGGAUUCUGUGCAAGGACAUGGGGAUAUUACUUCUACAGACAUCACAUAAUGCGUUCGCUGAUAAUCAAUAAGGAAUAAUACCCUCUCUUACUACGUUUCGUUGUCGCCCUUCCAUAGAAUGAGAUAUGUUUGAAUACUAUCUGAACUCAAAGGAAGGAUUGUAGAAAGUUGGGUUUGUGAUAAAACUUUCGGUACUUGGAAUUAAUGACUUGUUGUCGCGUUUAUAUAUAAUACAAUUGUAUAUUCCAAAUAAAGAUAACAAAACUG